CCGAUCGAGAUAUGGUAGACGAGCUGAUGUCAGAGCUAAUUGUCUAGACACUUCCAUGGCUUAUGCCUGAAUACCUUCUCUGUCCAUAUGUACCUUCCUUGCCAUUUACCAAGUUUUCCUUCCAAUUCCCACUCUAGUCUCAUGCCGCCGCUCAGUGAAACCCAACCUUUCUAAAAUGCAUCCGAUCUAUCAUGUCACUCCUACCACGAGCCAAAUGCAGACAUCACAAACUGCCAGUAGCGCCUUUAGCGUUUGUGCAAACCCUGACGAAGAUUGGACCAAGAUAACGGAUUUCGAAGAGCGUCGUCGGAUUCAGACUAGGAUUGCUCAGCGCAAUUAUCGUAAGUAUGAAGCAGAAGCAGCGAUUGGAACGAGUGGACGAUCGAAACCAAACAAGCCUACCAACGCCUGAGACAUUAUACGAAGAGCUACCCACUUCUUGGUCUGGUUCAGAAUUUUCUCAGACAGACAAUCAACAUCAGGAAACACAAAGCCUCUUCGACAUAUCCACUGCCGAGGCACAGCAGCAGCAAUACCCAAUGUUCAGCGAUGACUGUGAUAUACACAUUCAACCUCCUACUCCUCCACUUUCGACCCCACAGCCUCAGUGUACGCACGCGACAAAUUCUGGAACAAUGCCAGGUCUCUUUCACACCAUCAACACCGGAAGCCAGCAGCAGCCAGUGCACAACUGUUACGACAAUUUCGUGCAUACGGCACCACACCAGUUCUUCCCACCAACAAGCGAUGAAUGCGACAUGGCCUUACAACAGUCCACAUCCCCGUUCCAAACUGCACAACCUCAUUAUGCGCAAGCAUCUAUCUCUGGUAUCAAUUCAUGUCAAUUCCACGCCGGUGGCCAGCAGCACACAACGCACAACAGUUGUAAUGGUCACGCGCCCAAGGCUCUCCAGCAGCAGUUUGUGCCAUUGGACCACGAUUUGCAACAUUUUACCCAUCAACUCUCGGCAUCACGGACUCCGUGCGUAUGUACGCCCGGCUCCAACCCCACCUCGUACCACUCCCAAGUCCAACCCGCCAGCCAGCACCAACGCAUACACAGUUUUUACAACAGAUCACCUUUACCUGCAUCAUCCAGGAUUGGAUCGUCAGAAGAUUGCAGUCGUGCCUUGUAUGACCAUUCUGAACAAUCAUGUGGAGCGCCCGCAGUCAACUUCAGCUCGCCUUUUAACACCCCUCAGCAUGUAUCGCAUCCAUAUAUAGCGUUGCCAUCAUCAACGAAGCGGAGGUGCUGCUGCCAUCAUAGUCAUGUGUACACACCGGCGGUCGGACAUAUGCCGAUGAAUGGCUUCGACAUGCAUGCGCUUUAUCCAUUUCAAGGCUCGGCUCAGGGUCACACAAAUGCAGAGUUCCUAUAGAAAUUGGGAAGCGAUGUAACGGAGGCGUUUAUUUCGUUGGACA
Messenger RNA from Aplosporella prunicola CBS 121167, 1422 nucleotides. RefSeq lists its product as uncharacterized. The record is from RefSeq and is a predicted model, not a curated record. The transcript is spliced from 2 exons. The coding region runs from base 348 to 1379 and encodes 343 amino acids. Lineage: Eukaryota; Fungi; Ascomycota; Dothideomycetes; Botryosphaeriales; Aplosporellaceae.